Messenger RNA from Carassius auratus (goldfish), 1786 nucleotides. Its product is annotated as transmembrane protein 11, mitochondrial-like. The transcript is spliced from 2 exons. Gene Ontology annotation, biological process: inner mitochondrial membrane organization. The record is from RefSeq and is a predicted model, not a curated record. NCBI's taxonomy places the organism in Eukaryota, Metazoa, Chordata, Actinopteri, Cypriniformes, Cyprinidae. Gene Ontology annotation, cellular component: mitochondrial inner membrane. The coding region runs from base 159 to 668 and encodes 169 amino acids.
CUAUCACUAUUGGGGGAGACGGAGCGCAGAGCCUGCACGUGUUACCGAGCACCGUGUAGUUGUUAUAACACGGCUCCGCUCCGACCCCGCGUGCACGAGCUCCGCGCGAGGACGGGACUCACCGCAUUAACGAGAACCGACCACAUUAUGGGGCAGUGAUGGCGGCCUCUGAGUGUUACAUCGUCCACGAGAUCUACAACGGCGAGAAUGCACAGGAGCAGUUUGAGUACGAGCUGGAGCAGGCUCUGGAGGCGCAGUACCGCUACAUCGUAAUCGAACCCACACGUAUCGGAGACGAGACGGCCCGCUGGGUGGCUGUGGGGAAUUGCCUCCACAAAACCGCCGUUCUGGCAGGGGCCGCGUGCCUCCUGACACCGCUCGCCCUUCCCGCCGAAUACUCCCGUUAUGUGGCGCUCCCUGCUGGCGCUCUGAGCCUGGCCUGUGCCACGCUCUACGGCAUCUCCUGGCAGUUCGACCCCUGCUGCAAAUACCAGGUGGAGUACGACAGUCAGAAGCUCUCGCGGCUGCCGCUGCACACGCUCACCUCCUCCUCGCCCGUGGUUCUGGUUCGACGGGACGACGUGCACAGAAAGAGACUGCACAACACGAUAGCGUUGGCGGCCCUGGCGUACUGUGCCAAGAAGAUCUAUGAACUGUACACCGUAUGAGCGCUAUGACACAUGCGCACACACACACUUAUACAGAUACUGAUAAACGCAUACACGCACACAAACACACAGCAGGGAGGAGAGAAGCACUACUAAACACCCGACACAGGCAGAUACACACAUACACACCAAACAAGACAUAUGGAUGGACCGACGGAGAAAGUGAUGGAAAAACAAAAGGCAGCGGCGCUCUCUCUGUUACGCUUUUUCAGCGUCUUGCUUUCAAUCGGUUUAAGAUUGGACAGAUUGAUGGAAGGCUUGGGGGGAGCUUGUAGUUCUGAAUGAAUCUUCCCUUUUUCCCUGUACUUUAAAAGUGAUAUCACCAGUGUACUUGAGCCUCCCCCCUCCCGCUCCUUCCCUGCGCCUGUCCAGCCCCUUUCUCGUCCCGGCGACCCUCCCCAAACGUCACCUGCCACCCACACGGAGCUCCGCACCCGGGCAGUGACCUGACGGACUGAAUGUGUGGUGGACAGACGGACCGAUCAUGUUUUAAGAAUGACCUUUGAAUCCUCUCUUUUCUCCCUCUGUGUAGUUUUACUGUACCCUGCCUUUGGUGCAUCAUCUUUUCAUUAAACAGUAGGAGAUUUAACUUCACUGGCCUCUCUGACCACCUUUAUUUGACCCUCAAGGGCUCAGAUCUGAGUUUUAGGCUUCAGAUUUGCUUUACAAGCCGUGGUUUGUAGUGGAUCAGUUUAAAUCUAGUUCUUCUCAAGAAGUUCUGAAAGGUAAAUACAAAAGGUGAGCAGAAAAUGUGAACUCAUCUGAAAUGGAUAGUUCAUUUCACUCCUAAAACUUUCUCACUUGUGAUGAUGUAAACCUAUAUACUGUAUGCUGUUACAGGAAACUAAGGGUCAGAAAUGCGAACUCAUCGUAAGAAAUCUGAAUAAUUGGACAAAAUAGAGUAUAUUUUAUGCACAUGGACACCUUUUCAAAUCCAAGAUUUUAAUUGUGUUUGAAACCAAGAACUGAAUGUGGCAGUAAAUGGAUUAGUGUAAAUUCAGUUCUUCCUUAUGAAGUUUAAUAUAAAAGAUGAGCAGUAAUAAGGAACACAUCUGAAAUGCAUAGUUGACUCAUAUAUUCAUGUUUUAUCAUUUACUUAUGUUCCAGACUGUGAUAAU